AUGGAUAAAGGCAAGUAUAGACAUUCGAUUGGAGGGCGUAUACUACCGUAUGAUCCCGGUCAAGAGAAAUAUGACAAUGAUCCGUAUCGAGGACAGCGUCGACGUCCGUGGCUUACAUUUCGUGUCGGACAACACACUGUUGAGUGUCAAAACAAAAUCCUCGUAAAUUACAUCAAACGAGUUAGACAUUGCUUCUUCGAACGCGGUUUUCUUAUGGACGAGCCGGAAAAUUAUUUGAUGUAUCGAAUUGAUCUGAAUGAUGACAUAGACGAUCUGGAAGAACUCGAAAGAGAGUUGCACGACGCUUUGGAAAUUGCAAAUACCCAAUACGAACCAGGUUUAUUAUCCGUUCCAAUUGGAAUUUGGUUUUCAGAUAUUAGCAGUGACCGCGAUUACAACUCUAUUUCAUUUUUAGAUGGAAUUUUCCUUAAAUAUUCCAAUCGAAUUAAUUUUAUGAAGAUUGAAAUCAAAGAAGUUUUAGCGCAGAUCUACAGCAACAGAUACGACGUUUUGAAUAAAUGGUGUCAGCAAAUGAUUCGAAUGAUUUCUGAGCAAGAGAAUAUUCCGCAGAGCAUUGCUAUCAAGACACCAAUCGAAAAACGAGCACUCUGCGCCGAUUUGCGAAGUCAGCAGUCAUAUUCAAAACAAAACGCACUCCGAAAUGAGAAAAAAGUAAAACCUGGAAAACAGAGACCGCCUGAUCAUAAAAUUAGUCCACAAGAUGUCGAAGAUGCUCUCAAAACUGCAAAUAUCACCAUGAAGAGUUUAACAUUUGGUAAAUUAAUGAAAAAUGACAACGACUUGAAUAAUGCGUGGAAUCUGUUUUUGAUGAAUCAACGAAAAAUACUUGAAGAAGAUUACGAAAGAUGCGGCGUGUUACAGAAGGAUUACGAUACUUUUGUUAUGCAGCGUCAUUCAGUCAAAAAAUAUUUCGUCGAUUCUUAUGCUUACUAUAAUCACCAAAAUUUCGAAAUAUCUGAAGACGAUUCUGAAAAUGAGAACGUAACAAGCAAUCGGUAUUUUGAAGGAGACUAUCAUUCAUAUACAGAGCCACACGUAGACAGCCAGAUUGAUGACGAUGAAUUCCAUUACGAAUCGGAUCGACAUCAUGAGGGAUUUUCGAACAGUAGCAGUUACUGUUAUCGUGCCGAAAAACAACGCGAUGCGUACUUGGCCGCUUAUGAUGAACGACAACGCGGUGGUGAGAUAUGGGAGCGUUGUGAGCUCGUUGAUCCGAAAGAAAGUUUUCGAAAAAUGUCGACAAUUCCCACUCUCAAGGACUUUGUAAAUCCCGAAGAACCAUAUUUGAGACGAAUUCGAGAAGAUGGGUUAUAUCAUUCAAGCGAGCAUUACUUGGAUGUCCAAUUUCGAUUACUUCGUGAGGAUCUUGUUAGCCCUAUGCGCGAUGGUAUUGAUUUAUAUAAGAGAACAGGAACUCACCAGAAUAAUCGAAUUCCGAAUACGCUCAACUCCGAUAUUAAAUUGUACAACAUUUUAAGUAUUGAGAAAAAACAGGUGUCUGAAAAAUGCGGAUUAUGGAAACGAAAUGCAUUUUUAACGCCUAGUGAGUUUCAAAUUUUUAUCGAAUCGAAUGUUAAAAUGGGAGGAUUGGUGUUGAUCUCAUCUGAUCGUUUCGUGAACGAUGUACAUCUUGUAGAAAUUGAAGAUGUUAAUGAGGCGAAAUUAAUGAUCUCAAUGUUAAUGCGAGAAGAGAAUCCUAAAAGUCCAAUCGAGCAGAACAAAGGUUAUGUGAUGGCUGAAGCAGUUAGCUACUUUCCUUCGUAUCGGUUUGUACUUGAUACUAUGCAGAAAAUUAACCCAUUUGUGCCGUUACCAUUUGAGCGAUAUAUUGUACAUGGAAAACGUAAUAUCUAUCGGCCAUUUUACCAGAAACAAGAGAAAUCUGAAGAACAAAUCAAAGAGGAAGAAAUGAUUUCGGCAGUUUACGAAGUGUUGAGAGCUGAUGCGGUUGAACGACGCAAAUCGGAAGGAAAGACUGCGGGAAACAUUGAUGAAAAGGAACAAAAAGAGAAGCCAGAAAAAGCUGGUGUCUUUUCUUGUAAUAAAAACAAAAAAACGAUUAAAAAAUCUAAAGAGAAUGAGUUGUUAGCCGAUGACGAUAUUGAAGGACAUCAACUUCUAGUUCCAAUUCACAAAGUUUCUUUUGGAGCAACAAAUGCCGAAAAAGGAAACAAGAUCUUCAUUGAUGGUCAGUUGUUCGAAGUAUCAAAACUUCUCGAUACAUUCAAACCUGAUUAUCUUGAUGAAAGCCAACGAGUUGCAUUCUGUAAUACGUUCAAUCGCGAACUUUCGUUGAUUCAGGGACCUCCUGGAACAGGAAAGACACAUAUUGCUGUUCAAAUCGUUAAAACUAUUCUUCUGAAUCGCAACAAUUGGCAAAUUACUACACCAAUCGUCGUUUGUUCCUACACAAACGAUGCUCUUGACCAAUUUUUGCAGAAAAUUUAUGAAAUGAUGGGUGAUCUUCCGUCUGAUAUAUGCAAUGAUGAGAAACCAAAAAUGAUUCGAUUCGGCAGUAAAUCACGAUCGAUGUUUCUAGAAAACGAAAUUCUUUCCUACGAUUACAUUGCUCAAAUGAUGGACCCGAUAUUAGCAGCGCAAUUAAUCAAAUUUCAAAGUACUCAUUGUGACUCGAGAAAUAUCGUAUUAUCUCCAGAUGAAGCUCUUGCUUGUUGGCUUCUCGACGAAACGUAUAUGGAGAUUGGAGCGAAAAAGUCGAAAUAUGAUACUGUCCCAUCUGUAUUGGUGGAGGAAGAAAACCGGAAAGAGAUGAAUGAUGAGUACGAGGAUUUGAAAGCUUCUGAACUUGAUGAUGAACUACUCGACAAAAUCUUAGAACGUUUAAACUUAAAUUCGUCUACCAAAAAUAUUCUGGAUGAAGUCGAUAAAAUCUACCGCGAAACUGAAUAUCACACAAAUUCUCCUUGGGAUAUUGUGACGUCACCCAAAAUGAGCCGCCCAAAGACAGUAAUUAUGUUUGGAGACAACAGGAAAAAUCGCAAAUCGGUUUCAUUUGGAUCGGUGGAUCCCGAAAUCGUGUCGAAAAUUGAAAGAAUUAAGAUAAUGAUUCUGGAAACUCCGCCGUUGACGAAUGAAGAAUUCUCCGACAUCAAAGACAUAUUCAGUUUGGAAAGACCAAAACGAUGGGCUCUUUUUAUGAAUUGGCAGUGUCGAGCGGCAACCGCAUUUGCUGACAAUCUACCGUCUUCUGUUGAAAAGUUUCGUAUGGCGUGUGAAGAAAAAAGGAAAGCAUUCGAUGAGCACGACGCAUUCUUUGCUUCGAGAAGUUUAGUUAUUGGCGCGACCACAACUGCGUGUUCAAGACUUCGCAACAUGUUGGAGAUUGUGGAGCCGAAUGUGCUUGUUGUCGAAGAAGCGGCAAAAAUUUUCGAAGGUCAUGUGUUUUCGGCUCUUGUACCUUCGCUUGAUCAUUUGAUCAUGAUUGGAGAUCACGAGCAGCUCAGGCCCAUUCCAGCUGUCUAUGAAUUGGGAACUAGUUACGGAUUAGACAUUUCUCUCUUUGAAAGACUCGUAGAAAGAGGAUUCCCAUAUUCACAGCUUCAACAUCAGCAUCGAAUGAAUGUGGAUAUUAUGAAUGUAAUUGUUCGUCCUUCAUUCUAUCCAAAUGUUUCGGACGCAUCAAACGUGUAUGAAUAUCCGGCAGUCAGAGGCAUGGCAGAUAAUUUAUAUUUCUGGUCUCACCAAUGUCAAGAAUCCACAAAUGACAAGUCAUCGUUUAUCAAUUAUGGAGAAGUUGAAAUGAUUACUGAACUUGUUAAACAUCUUCUGAAGCAAGCUUAUGAGCCAUCUGAGAUCACCGUACUCGCAACCUAUUCUGCUCAAAAAGAUGUUAUGUCACAAAUGUUUUUGUCAAUAUUCGGAGGAACAGUAGAGGAACCUAAUAUCAAUGUCGCGACUGUAGAUAGUUUUCAAGGAUGGGAAAACAGAAUUGUGAUUUUGAGUUUGGUUCGAUCAUUCGAUGCAAACAAAAUUCCCGGAAUUGGGUUCCUCUCUUUCCAGAAACGCAUCUGCGUGGCAUUGACGAGAGCUCAACAUGGAAUGUACAUUGUUGGCAACGGACAUUAUUUGAUGGAUAAUUCGCGUCUUUGGAAAGAAAUUUGCAAUAAUUUAUCAGCGAACAAUCUAAUUAAUACUUUCAUUCGCUUAAAAUGUCCAACACAUAAUCGCGUUAUGAUAAUCAGAGAACCGAACGAUUUUCAAAAAUAUUCUCCUGAUGGCGGUUGUUCAGAAAAAUGUGAUGUGGUCAAACCAUGCGGGCAUGUUUGCGAAAAAAUGUGUCAUCCACAAAGCGAAGCUGAGCAUGCAAACCCUUGCUAUUUGAAAUGCUUGAAAACGUGUUCGAAUGCGGAAUAUAAGCAUCCCUGCCAGAAAAAAUGCUACGAGAAAUGUGGCUCAUGUUCGGAAAACGUCGAAUUGAGACUCGACUGUGGGCAUCGUAUCACGACGAUUUGCUCGAAAGUAAACGGCACAGAAUGUGAUCAGCAGUGCGAGAAAGUGCUGAAAUGCGGUCAUCGGUGUACAAAUACGUGUGGAAUGGAUUGCACUAUUCCAGAAGAAUGCAAAGUUGUUGUCGACUUUCGUUUAGAAUGUGGACAUGUUCGUAAGAUAAAAUGCAGCGAUGCAACGAGUCGAAACAAAAUCAAUUGUGUUGAACCAUGCCAACUUGUUCAUGUAACCCUGCCGUGUAAACACAAGAUCUCUGUAGAAUGUUUCAAAUACGACUUGGAUCUUGGAGAUGAGCAGUUUAGAAAUGCCAUAUGCACGACUUUAUUGGACAAAACAUUUGCACCGUGUGGUCAUCAUGGAAAAAUUCGUUGCGGUGAAAUGGCAACUUCGGAAAAAUGUAUCGAGGAAUGUGAAUCAAUUCUGGAAAAAUGUGGACAUCAAUGUCGAAAUGAGUGUGGAAAAUGCUAUUCUGAAGAAAAACAUACCUGUCAUGCGAAGUGUGAGAAGAAGCUUCCUUGCGGUCAUAAUUGCACUGAAAUUUGUGGUGUCGAGUGCGCUAAAUGUUCCGCCUACUGUAUGACUGGAUGUGCUCAUGUAAAGUGUGGUCUUGGAAAUAAUGGCCUCGGACGAAAAUGUUCCGAGUUGUGUAUUUUGUGUACAAAACCAUGUGGAAAUGUGUGUCCGCAUCGCAAUUGCUCGAAAUUAUGCUUCGAGCUGUGUGAUGUUCCAAUUUGCAACGAACCAUGCUCGAAAAUACUCAAAAAUUGCUCGCACGUUUGCUUAGGAAUGUGUGGAGAAGUUUGUCCAAAAAUUUGCGGAUCGUGCAAUCGAAAAGCUUACGACGAAUGUAUUUCGAUGCGAAAAUCAGGAAAGUUCUCUAGACUUAUCAUGCUUCCCAAUUGCGAACAUGUCUUCCCGUUAGCGUUCCUUGACGAGUACGUAGAAGAACACAUCAACAAAAAGUGCUAUCCAGUAUGCCCGAAGCCGAAUUGCUCGAAGCCAAUUAAUAAUGUGAAUCGAUACAUGAGAAUUAUUAAUAAGAUCGUGUUUACUAAAAAUUUGGAUCUAUCCCCAACAUCAAAUGAGCCUCAAGUUUAUCAAGAUUCGUUGAGAGAGGUUCAAAAAGCGUGUAACAUCUUGCCGAAUGUAAACAAGAUGAUUCAACGACCACCUAAGGAUGUGUGCAUCUUUUUGGAUUCAUUGCGACAAUUAUUGAAAGAUCUAGAUAAACGUGUCCAUCAACAACUGGCAAUUGCGACCAGUAAAUCUGUUGCCAAUUUCUACUUUGAUUUCGCCAGAGUUCUAUUUACUUUCGCGAAACUUGCAUCGUUCAAUAUUUUGCUUCAUGGAAAAAUAUGCUUGACAAAUUUACCGCCACAGUUGGAUAUGUUACUGAAAAAUGUGUUUGGGAAUAUUGCCAAUCUUCCCAAGCUAUUUGAAACGAUAAAAUUCCUUUCAAGAUAUGAAAUGAGCGGAGCUUUGCUACCAACCGUCCGUUUUGAAAUCUGCAAAAUUGUCGCCCGUUAUCAGCUCCUCCAAAUGAUUUCUUAUUUGAUCGAAACAAAAAAUGAUAUCUCUACCUCAUUUGAUCGUGCUUUGUCUUCUAGUCUUAAUGCGUUCCUCAAAGAAUCGAUCAGUAAUGAUUUCGUAUCCAAAUUAGAAAACAUUGAACAAUUGGUUUUACGCGAAUAUCCGAAAAUUUCGUUGUUGAAAUGGAAGGACCUCAAAAUGCCAGAUUUUUAA
Messenger RNA from Caenorhabditis bovis, 6231 nucleotides. Lineage: Eukaryota; Metazoa; Nematoda; Chromadorea; Rhabditida; Rhabditidae. The record is from the annotation of a GenBank genome assembly.